Molecule: messenger RNA, 1221 nt
Organism: Dalotia coriaria
Lineage: Eukaryota; Metazoa; Arthropoda; Insecta; Coleoptera; Staphylinidae
Exons: 4
Coding region: 286-1062 (258 amino acids)
Source: RefSeq, a predicted model, not a curated record
CCUGUAAUAAUUGCUGAUUGUCAGAGCGCGCACACGCCGCUAGUUUGUUUGCGAGCGCGACGCGUGAUGUACUUAGUCUUAUUAACAAAAAACACAAUAAUCUACAGUGAGGUUUAGUGAUUGUGAUACUCUCCCAUUGUAUUCUCGUUGAUAACGUGAUAAAAUCCAAGAUAACAGAGUAACGAUACACUCCGCACGUAAUAACGGAUAUUAACGACAUUUGUUUUUCGUGUUUGCGACGUAUUGCGAUUGUUUCAAUAGUUUUCAGCCAGUUGAAUCAAUAAAAUGGCUCAGAUAAUUUGGUUUAUCUAUGUGUUACAAGCUGUGCUCAUUCUUCCAUCAUCAGUUUUUGCAGCUGAAAUUCCAUCCACGCUUGCUGCAUCGAUCACAACAAUUUCCACUGAUAAGAAAAUUGACGGUUUACUCGAUACAACCACAUUGAGCAAUCCAGAAAUUGAAAACACGCAACAAACGGAAAAUAAGUCACAAAAUGACACAAACGCUGAUAAAGUGGUGAAACCAGUUGGUGACAAUGCAACUUAUGAUGAUGAUACACCCAGUAUAAACACUAUUAAUAAAUUAAAUGCGACUUUAUUGCAAAACAAUCAAGCAAUCAACGAAAAUGUUGCAAAUCAGAAUGAAACUGCUUCUGAACAAGACGAUUUGAAUCAAAAGGAACCUCAAGAAGAUUUGGAUCUGGCUCGAGCUGUUUUUAAAAAUGAAACGUUUGGACUUCCGGAGAAUUCGGAUAUAACUUCGGUAGUGAAUGAAGAUGAUGUAAGCGAAAUACAGACAGGAAACAAUGAAGAUGAACGUGAAGCCAAUUCUAGUUCAUUAAUAGGAAAGGAUUAUAUUAUAGAUGAUGGACCGUUGGUAAUACAAAAUGGCGGCAUCACCAGUCAGAUUCCUGUGAUUGUUGCGAGUAUUUUUGUUAUUUUGUGCGUUGUGGGAUAUACGGCAAUGCUAAUGUGGAGGAGAUAUUUAGAACGGAAAUAUGGCAACAGGGAAAUGUUGAUCAAUGAAGAGUUUGAUCCAAGUGAUAUGCGGCAUUUUUCUAUAUAAAUUCAUCAGACAAUGACGAUCAGAACUAGUCAUUACUGGUCAAACUCUCAAGACACGUUCCUCUACGUAUCAUUACGAAUCAUUACGUAAAUUGGAGAUGGGAAUACUAAGAAUACUGUGAUAUACAAGAAUUAAUAAACGCAAAAGUUUAAAAUAUAA